UUUAAGAUCUUUGUUUCUGUUGUAGAGGCCGUUUUAACAGCUGAGACCCUAAACACAUCAAGUAUGUCAUGCAUGGCUGUAUGAUAGAACUUGGGGGAAAGAUCAAGAUAUUACUCGCAUUCAUCAUUCUACGUGCUAUGGUUGUAGCAGUGUGUGAAUGAGUACUUUACGCAUGAAACUUCCUAGCUGGUGCACAGCUAAGGCAGCCAACGCGUAGUGAAAGUUUUGCAUCAUUCUAUGAAGUUGCUUCGAAAUGCUCAUAUUAAUUACCUUGCUUAUAUCAUGAUUUUGAUGUUUCAUAAUCAUGGACUCGUGGUUAGGAGGCUAGCGCAUCGUAGAACACGAAAUGUGGAAGACACUUUUGUUUUUCUCACAAGUUCAUCAUCCUCCUCCUUGGGCCGACUUUGAAUUGGAAUCCUAAGCUGGAGUUUUGUGGCAAUAGCUUGGAAAUGAAGGGGAGGAUGAUGUAGGUGGUAUCAUAAUGUAAAUGGUAGUAGUAACACGCUACUAAAAGGGUCCUCGGGAGUUGCACUUUGAAUAUUAAAUUUGCAGGCAAAAGGCUGACGUUUUGGUUGGAUAAGACAGUGAGACAUGACAUGUUUGACUCCAACCCCAUUUAAGACGUUGAACAAACCAAACCAAAAUUUAUUAGAAUUUUUGCUACAGUGUUAAGCUAAAUUUGGAAAAUCGGCACAAAUAAAGGGGUUUAUUAUAAAUUUUGCUCACUCUCUUCUUAACCUUACUAGCCAAAAGUCUAAUUAGCUAUGCCAUGGGGAGUUCGGCACGACAGAUCUUGACUUGCUGUCGUAUUACAAUAUGGUAAAAUUCAACGCUUUUAAUAUUGAGAAAUGUCUCAUUUAUAAUCAGUGUAGAGAUUUAAAUUAUAGACCGAAAAAGAAAUAUAUAUUUACACCGAAUAGAUUUCGAACUACUACGGUAUUGUUAAGUUGUACAGCUGUAUCCGAACUUAUUGAAAGAAAACACACAGUAACUGAAACUCUCUAUGGGCUCUUUGCAGUUUUCAGUUGUGUGCGCCUGCUGAGAAUUAACAAGUUGUUAAAUUCGUAUGUCCUUGAUUGCAAUAACGGCUGAAAUAGUAAAAGCAGAGGCUGUAAAUAAGAGAAAAACAAGGGGCGCAAUCUAGAAUAUUAGAAAAGGCAUGGGAGCUCUGAGAAAAUAUCAAUAAUUCCAACUGGCAAAAUUGCAGACGAUGAUAUGAUUAGCGCGGGAGAGUAAUCAAAAUUGUGAGGUCGAGGUUUAAACUCUAAACCUCCCCAUUCUAUUUGGUUUUGGUUUUAAGCAGCGACGAAUGUCAAAACGGCACAGAAAAAGAGAGAGAGAGAGAGAGGCAGCAGCAGCUAGCGUCUUCUUCUUCUUCAAUCUUGCAAAUUCUCUCAACCAUGGCGGAUCUGUACGGAACGCCGCCGGACUCGGAAGAAAUCUCCAACAUUCUCAGCCACCUCCUCCACGGCGGCUCCUCCUCUUCCUGCGGGGCGCCCUUCAAGCCCGCUAGUUACAUGCACCUACUCAACUCCUCCUCCUCAGUGCCGCCGCCUCACGAGCAUCCUCAAUUGUUGGCCCGAUCGGCGGACCGGCCCGACUCCGACCGCCCCUCUGACUUCAACUUCUCCGAUUCCGGCGGCGGGUAUUUCAUGGACUCCGACGCCAACACUUCAAAGAAGGGGGGGAGGAGAGUUUCGUCGGAGAAUGAUCUUGGUGACGUCAGCUGUGACAGUGAGGGUCCUGAAGCGCCGGAGGUUCCAUUAAACGCAGCUCCGCCGCGUAGUUUGUCCAAGAGAAGCAGAGCGGCGGAGGUCCAUAACUUGUCGGAAAAGAGAAGGAGGAGUAAGAUUAAUGAGAAAAUGAAAGCUUUGCAGAACCUGAUUCCAAAUUCUAACAAGACGGAUAAGGCUUCGAUGCUGGAUGAAGCAAUUGAGUAUUUGAAGCAGCUCCAGCUUCAAGUACAGAUGUUAACGAUGAGAAAUGGACUGGGUUUGCAUCCCAUGUGCUUACCAGGAAUGAUGCAGCCUGUGCAGUUGCCUCAUAUGGCAUUGGGCUUUGACGAAGGAAGUAACAAAGUUCCAAAGUCUAGCAGAGGAAUGAGCCCAUUUUUUGGUAGUGAAGAAAACUCAAUGCAAUCAGCUUAUAAUAUUUCCAGUGGAUGCACAAUCUUGAAUCAGCCAAUGGUCGUACCCUCAGCUGCAAAUGUCCCUACUUUGGAAGCCUCAUUUGUCUUUGAACCAUCGACUCAAGCUUACUACAGACCCUUCUUUGCUGCCACAUCUUCUAAGGAACUAUUAUUCUGUGAAGGUGAGCCGUCCUCAAAAUCAGAUUCCAAUCGGACUGGGAUAAACUCUUCAUCAGAUGCUGAUAAGGUGUCCUCAAAGAGACCUGAUGUAUGAUAUUCAAGCUCAUUUACAUGAAGUUCAAUUGAACAACCAAGAAACCGCCAGGAACCUCCAAACUGCUGAUAUUUUUCAUUAUUUUGCAAGUGUAACAGGCCAGUUAACAAGAUUGUGUUUUUUUUUUUAGUUGAUACAUCUUAAUUAACUUGUAUAAAAACGCUCACCAGUCUUGGAUGAAUGGUGGCAAUUUCUGCUAAUUUCAUAGAUCUGUCUGCUCACUGUUUUAAAGAGCAUUGGAUACCUAAAA
Messenger RNA from Rosa chinensis, 2652 nucleotides. RefSeq names its product transcription factor SPATULA. The record is from RefSeq and is a predicted model, not a curated record. Gene Ontology annotation, cellular component: nucleus. Lineage: Eukaryota; Viridiplantae; Streptophyta; Magnoliopsida; Rosales; Rosaceae. Gene Ontology annotation, molecular function: protein dimerization activity. Bases 1401 to 2402 code for a protein of 333 amino acids. The transcript has 6 exons.